Pyricularia pennisetigena is the source of this 990-nucleotide messenger RNA. RefSeq lists its product as uncharacterized. Gene Ontology annotation, molecular function: oxygen binding; heme binding. The coding region runs from base 1 to 990 and encodes 329 amino acids. Lineage: Eukaryota; Fungi; Ascomycota; Sordariomycetes; Magnaporthales; Pyriculariaceae. The record is from RefSeq and is a predicted model, not a curated record. The transcript is spliced from 2 exons.
AUGGGCCUGACACUACCCAGCGACCGCCUGCGCAUGCACGUGGAGCGACGCGACCUCUACACCAACCUCGAGGCGCGCAUCCACUACCUCCACAGCUUCCUCGACUUUAGCAGCCGCGACAUCGAGGCCCUGGUGUCGGGCGCAAAGUACGUCCGCGCCCUGAUCCCGGCCGUCGUCAACAUCGUCUACAAGAAGCUGCUGCGCUACGACGUAACCGCCCGCGCCUUCACCACGAGGAGUACCAGCUUCGAGGGACCCAUGGACGAGUACCCGGAUGAGGACAGCCCGCAGAUCCAGCACCGAAAGGUGUUUUUGCGCGCUUAUCUGUCGAAGCUGUGUUCGGAUCCGUCGCAGAUGGAGUUUUGGGAGUAUUUGGACAAGGUUGGCAUGAUGCAUGUCGGCCUGGGGAGGGCCCACCCUCUACACGUCGAGUACGUACACCUGGGCGUCUGUCUGGCAUUCAUCCAGGACAUCAUGAGCGAGGCCAUCCUCUCCCACCCGCGCAUGGCCAUGCAAAACAAGAUCGCGCUGGUCAAGGCCCUCGGCAAGGUCAUAUGGAUCCAGAACGACCUGAUGGCAAAGUGGCAGGUUCGGGACGGCGCCGAGUUCCACACGGGCGACGAGUCGGACGAGGACAUGGUGAUCGAGAAGGAGGGAUACCUGCACGGCAAAAAGAUCCUGGGCGAAGAAGACGACGUCCCCGAGGCGGUCAGUCCUGCGUCUUCAACCUCCUCACAGCACACUCUCACGCCGCCGAGGAGUCUCUUGUCGCCAUUGUCCCCUACGACUUGCAUGCCGAGGAGGUCGACGGGGAGCGAAGCCGCUGGGGUUUGUCCGUUUAGUGGCAGGCAGACCAACGAGCCGAGCACGCCAGAGAAGCGAAAACCUGAUAUCAAGAUUGAAGUCAGCGAGCCUGGUACUUUUGCUGGGUCGAGGUCGAUGCAGAGUCUCAGCGGUGUCGCACUGUCGGGGAGUACAGAAUCUAAUUGA